GAGGGACAGCAAUCUUCUUGGAAGUCUGCUUGCUUUUGCACCGGGAGGGGGCGAUUCUGGCCAGGAGCCCCGGAUGACAUCUCGGGGUCCCGGGGGCACCGCAGCCAGCCCCUGCCUGAGCCGUGGGUGUACCCCUUUCGUGCUCAUCCCCCCCUCCCGCAUCUCCUCCCUUUCUUGCUGGCCGCGGCUGGGCUGGAAGCGCCGCCCCUCUCCCCGACGGCGCCCCUCGAUUCCGGCACAGACGAAGAGGGCGGAGGGGCGAGCCACAAAGAAAAGCGACGGCGGGCCUGGUAGGAGGGGGCGCGUCCGUGCGCGUGCCCGGGAGAGCAGCGGGUCCCCAGGAGGGGAAAGCGAGGCUGGAUCUGUGCCGAGGCUUCGCGCCGAGACCUGUGGGGAGUGCCUCUGCCCAUGUGCCGACAGCCUUUCCCUGGCAGCGCCUGAGAGGAGGGGCAGGCGGAAUAGGGGGCCCAGCGGUCGCCCCUCCGCCCCCAAAAGAGAGCCCCCCGGCAGGUCCACCUGAGAGCUACGGCUCAGCUCAGCCUUGCUGGCCGCCCUGACAACCAUUCAGAGCUAAAGACUCCCCCCACAGGCUCCUGACCCGCUUUGACAUGCCUGGAAUCACCAACUACACAGCGAUGAUGCUGAGCCCUGAUGGCGGCAUCUUGUACGUGGGCGCCCGUGAGAUGUUGCUUGCCCUCAACACCAGUGCCUUCUCCCCUGGGCCGCAGCACCAAAGCCUGCUGUGGAGGGCUGAGGAGGAGAAGAAGCGCCAGUGCGCCUUCAAGGGCAAGGACCCCCAGAGAGACUGUCAUAACUACAUCAAGAUCCUGCUGCAGCUGAAUGAGACCCACUUGUAUACCUGUGGGACCAGUGCCUUCAGCCCCACCUGUGCCUACAUUGACAUUCCGGAGUUCAGCCUAACAAGAGAGGCUUCUGGGAAGCUGCUGCUGGAGGAUGGGAAAGGCCGCUGCCCCUUUGAUCCUGCAUACAAGUCCACAGCCAUCAUGGUUGAGGGCGAACUCUACACAGGGACUGUCAGCAACUUCCAGGGCAACGAGCCGACCAUCUUCCGAAGCCAUGGGAGCCGUCUGUCCAUCAAGACCGAAAACUCCCUCAACUGGCUGCAAGACCCCUUCUUUGUGGGCUCAGCCUACCUGCGUGAGAGUCUCCCGCCCAGCAGCCCCCACGGAGAGGAUGACAAGAUCUACUUCUUCUUCAGUGAAAGUGGCAAAGAGUUUGACUUCUUUGAAGACACUGUUGUGUCACGCAUUGCACGGGUGUGCAAGGGUGACGUUGGGGGGGAGCGUGUGCUCCAGAGGCGUUGGACAACCUUCUUGAAGGCCCAGCUGCUGUGCUCGCACCCCAGUGGUGGAUUCCCCUUCAAUGUGCUGCAGGACAUGUUUGUGCUCACCCCAGGCGAACUCUGGCCAGAAACGGUCUUCUACGGGGUCUUCGCCUCUCAGUGGGACAGGAAGGGCCGUGGGGGUUCUGCAGUCUGUGCCUUCUCCCUGGCUGAUGUGAAGGAGGCCUUCGGUGGGCUUUACAAGGAAGUCAACCGGGAGACCCAGCAAUGGUACACGGACACCCACCCUGUGCCAGAGCCACGGCCUGGAGCAUGCAUCACCAGCCACGCACGGCAGAUGAAGAUCACCUCUUCGCUCCAGAUGCCGGACCGGGUGCUCAACUAUCUCAAGGACCACUUUCUGAUGAGCAGCGCAGUCCGGAGCCAGCCAUUCCUCUUGCAGAGCCGCUCCUGCUACCAGCAGAUAAGCGUGCAGCGGGUCGAGGGCCUGCACCGUGCCUAUGACGUCCUGUUCUUGGGCACAGAUGAUGGCUGGCUGCACAAGGCUGUGUUGACAGAGCAAGAGGUCCACAUCAUUGAAGAGAUCCAGCUCUUCCCCGCUGGGCAGCCUGUCCUCAAGCUGCUGCUGGACGCCACCCAGGGCCUACUUUAUGCCUCCUCCUACGGUGCGCUGGUGCAGGCGCCGGUUGCCAACUGCAGCUUGUACCAGAGCUGCGGGGAGUGUCUCCUGUCUCGGGACCCCUACUGUGCCUGGGGCGGAGGUGCCUGCCAGCCGUCUGGCCCAAGCCACCUGCGGCUCCGUGCAAUGCCCUGGCUCCAGGAUAUUGAAGGUGGUGACGCAGCACAGUUUUGCCAGGGGGGCAGCCUGCAGUCUGGCCGUUCAGCCACAGCCCAGGACUCCCAGUGCCAGGCAGUGCUGGUCCUGCAUCCCAGUGCGGUGAAGACGCUCCCUUGCCCGCAGCUCUCCAACCUGGCUUCCCGGCACUGGCUGCACAACGGUGCCCCCAUCAACACCACCUCUUUCCUGGUGCUGCCAGAGGGAGAGCUGGUGCUGACGGGCAAGCCAGACCAGACGGGGCGCUUUGAGUGCUGGUCUCAGGAGGGCACCUUCCGCCAGCUGAUGGCCAGCUAUUGCGUGCGGGUGGAGCAGAUGUUGCAAACCUGGCUUGUGCCCGCCCAGAACCCUCUGGAGACCAUCAGCACCUCCAGGAGCGUGGCGGCGGCGGCAGGCAGCAGCAUCUCUGCGCUACUGGAGGGCAAGGACUAUUGGACCGAGUUCCUGGUGAUGUGUGUCAUCUUUGCCAUCACCGUGACUCUCCUGACCCUCUUCGUGUUGCACCGGCACCGCAAUGCCAUGAAAGCCUUCCUCAAGCAGGGCAAGUGUACCAGCACUCACCCUGAGAAACCUCGGAAGUCGGGGCUGCCUGCAGAGAACUUGCCCCUCAACGGCGCCAGUACACCCAGUGCCUUACCGGACCACAAGGGCUACCAGGCACUCAACGACAGCCGCGUGGCAAGCUCCCCUCUGCACGGUACUCCAGUGGCACAGCCUGGCACAGCUUUCUUGGAGUCUGACAGGCGCCCGCUCAGUGUCCACGCAAGCUUUGUGGAGGUGUUGACUCCUUCCCAGCGGCCCCGCGUGCGCCUUGGCUCUGAGAUCCGGGACUCAGUUGUAUGAGCUACUGGCGCCCAUUGCCUCGACAGAUCCUGCUGUGCUGAGCCUUCCAAAGAGCCAGGGCGUGGAGUUUCUGUGCCCCCAGCCAAACCGGAAAUGCCUUACAGUACAAGAAUGGAUGGUGGAUCCCCUGCAGUGUUGGCCAGUUGGGCCAUGGCCUCUUGAGCUGCAUUUUGUGCUGCAUCUGUGCCGCCCUGAACUCCUCACAUGCAAGGGCAGGAUCCCACAGAACAUGUAAAACCAUUUAGCUUUGAUAAGGGGGGGAAGCUUCCCGCUGGUGCAAGAGCAUCAGCUGAGAAACCUUUGAAGCUGUAGUCCCAACUCAGAGGAGCCAAAUCCUUCCAGACACCCCCCCCCCAUUGGAGCAGGAGGAGGGUGGGGAAGUCCCUUCCCAGCUCUGUGGGCCGGGUGCCCUUAUCUUCUUGGGCUGUCCAACUACUGCACUUUCUUUCUAGGAGAGCAUCCUGUGUGUCCCAAGGAAUGCCCAGAUACAGAGCGUGUGUGUGAGAGAGAGACUCUCUUGUUGGGUGUGUAUUGUGUGCAUGGGGUAGGGGGGUUGGUCAGGCUUCUCAAAAAAUCUGUGAGGUUAGGGGCUGAAUGUUUAGAGUUGGGGCGAUUGCUUGGUGCGCAAGUAGGGCUCAGGUACCAUGUUGCCGGGAGGCGAGGGGGGACGCCCACUGAGCACAAAAGCAAACAUUGGGCCCGGCUUUCUGGCUUCUGUGCAUUCUGCCUGCACGUCUGCCAUUGUGAAUGCCAGCUAGGCUCCAGCACUGAACGGUCUCCUAUCUCGGCCACGGAUGUGGGAGGGUCCCGCAAGUGCCUGGCCAACUUGUGCUGGCAUCCUGUGCCCAAGCACUGUGCAAGCCCACUUGCACAAAACGUCGUGUGUUGAUUGUGUUUAUUUUUACAUAAAAUUUGUAUGUCUCCUUUGGCAAUUGCGUGGGCUGAACUCUCUCGCUGCAGCCUCGAAGGGCCAAGCGCUCCCCACCCUCCAUUCCCUCCCCUCUCCAGCCACCCCGGGGGCCAAGAUGUGCGACAGUCCUAGCUGUUCACCCUGGAAGCACCAGCGGCAGGCACAAGGGGCAGUGCGUCGGUCAGGCCCCACUGCCAUCGCCACCUCCCUAUGGUCACAGCUCUCUCCUCAGCUUCCACCACGAGGGGAAGCUGGGCGUAAAAGCUGCUGCACUUCUAGAGCCACCCACUAGUCUCUUCCCACCCUGCUGCAUGCUUGGAAGUUACUUUGAAUGGGGCAAGGGCUAUCGUGCUUGGGGGGAGGAGCUGAAGACAGCCCUGUUCAGUGGCAGCAGUGGAGGACUCCCCCUCCCGCCAUGGGAGUAAGCCUGCCCCAGCAGUCUUUCUGCUCUUGCAAGCAUUCUUGGAGCAGUAAUUGUUGAGAGGGGCCUUUUUGCCAUGUUCUGCCACCCCCUCCCAACACCAGAGGGCAAAUCAACACACCAGCAGAUGCACGGAGAGACUCCAAGCUCCUGAGAUUUAUUAGUAGACGUGUAGAAACCAGACAAGGCCAUGCCAGGUUUUGUAAAAAGAUGGACAGUUCAGGCUUUAGAAAAUAACUAUUAUGGAUCAAAGGUGCCCUUCCCUGCUAUCUCAAAGAACUGGAGAAAGGAUUCAGACCACCACCCCAAAAAACCCAGGCCAGGCAUGAUAAUUGCCCUUGUGACAGGCAUUCCACACCGCAGGAGUGUGAGAAGCUGGAGAGGCAUCGUGUAGCUGGGCGCUGCUGUCCGUUGCCCAGCAUCCCAGGCCCAGGCUGACCAGUCCAGCAGCCAGAAAGAACCUGCAGGCAGAUGGUGGAAGGCAGAUGUUGAAAGUGCUGGUGCAAAGGCACAGAAAUUCAGCUGGCAAUGGUGCUCCAGCAGUCCCAGGACAGAAGCCUCUUUGCCGCUGAAGGUGAGAGGAGUCAGGUGCACAGUGCAAGAUCCAGCUUGGGUCUCACCAGUGCCAAGGCUGCCGUGAAGAAAGAGGCGCAAGGACCAGCCACGGCUCCCAGCAUCUCUUGCUCCACCCACCGCAGGGAAAUGAGGCUCGAAGACCCCGCUCCAAGGGCCUGGCUGUCCAGACCUAAAGCCUGAGAGGGCCAGCAGGACUUGUGCUGUAGGUAGGCCGGCUGGGGCCAUAAGGUUAGUUCUUCCCUUGACCCAGCUGUCCUCCACACUGGCUAGAAAGAGGGGAUUCGGUCACUCCAUAGAGACACGGUGGUAUUUUCCGGUGGAAGGGAAUCAGAGCACGAUUUUGAAGGAACUGGAAGAGAAGGAGGAGACAGAACGAGUUUGGUUUUGCCAACUUACCGGCACUCUCUCACACCCCUGGGCAUGGCUGCGUGGACAACCAGGGAGCAGGUCAUCAGCACAGCCUGAGCGAAUGUGUAGCAAGAGAAAGGCAGACGAUACCUGGUGAAGUCUGGUGAGCGGGAAAUUAUGUGCUGGAAUUCAGAGAGGUUGAUAGUCCCGUCUUUGUCUAUGUCAGACUCCUCUAAGAUCUGCAGAAAACAACAGAGCCUCGUUCAGGCAGGAGCAGCAGCUCCAGGCCACAGCCAGCCCUCCAGCUGUCUCCACCGAGAUAGGGAGUGGGGGGGAUUUGAUCCCUGGCCUCCCAUCAGGCCCUCUGGCACUCACAUUCUGGAUGAGCUGCUCCAUCUCCACUGAGCUCAGCCGGCUGCCCUCUCCUUCCCCCGUCAGGCAGUUCACCAGAUUUUCCAAAUCCCUCUUGUCUAAAGUUCCAUCAUUAUCAAAAUC
Molecule: messenger RNA, 5731 nt
Organism: Rhineura floridana
Lineage: Eukaryota; Metazoa; Chordata; Lepidosauria; Squamata; Rhineuridae
Gene: SEMA4B
Product: semaphorin 4B
Exons: 15
Coding region: 609-2981 (790 amino acids)
Biological process (GO): negative chemotaxis; axon guidance; negative regulation of axon extension involved in axon guidance
Molecular function (GO): semaphorin receptor binding; chemorepellent activity
Source: RefSeq, a predicted model, not a curated record